AAAUGAUUUCUAUUUCAAAUUCUAUGCUAAAUGAUAUAUAAUAUGAAUCACUUAACUAAUAUUUCAUCAAAUAUAUUCUCGAAUAAGUGUGAUAUUAAAUAUCUGACCUUGAGAAACGAACAACAAAGUUCUAAAAACAAUAAUGAAAAGAAUUUUUUGUAUAUUGUUAUUCUGUUUUCAUGCACCUGGAUGAUUGAUAGGCUCAUAUCAAUAAUCCACAAAUACUUGAAUAGUUUAUGAGAUAUUCUUUAUCAUUGUCAUAAGAUGAAAUAAAUCUUUCAAAUAUUAUCUCAGGUGAUUAUUCAAUUUUUAAAGCUUGAUAAAAAGAAAAAAGAAGGAUUAUCAAUAAUAAAUAGCUUCGAGUUUCAUGACAAAAUUAAAUUUGGUUUAGAUCUUAUUACGUCGUAGUCAAUCAGUAUUCGACGUUUUUUCGACUAGUUGGCAUGAUCUAUUUCAAAAGGCUCAGUAUUUAACAACGGUGAUACCAUAUGAUCGUGAGCACUCAACAUAUUUAUCCGUUGAUAAUUUACAAAGUUUAAAUAAAAUUCUUCAUGCAAUUAAUGAAGAUAGUGCUCAGGUUCCAGAAUUAUUAACCAAAUACAUUCUCAAUGUUCUAUGUCCAUGUUGA
Messenger RNA from Adineta steineri, 628 nucleotides. NCBI's taxonomy places the organism in Eukaryota, Metazoa, Rotifera, Eurotatoria, Adinetida, Adinetidae. The record is from the annotation of a GenBank genome assembly.